CUAUCUUGCUGCUCGCUUGCUGGCGUCGCUCUAUGGACAUUUGGAUAUUUUCCCGUAGCAUUAUAUUAUUCUCAAUGGUGAAUGACUUCAGACAUGGAAGCUGGGUCUUCCGAGCAGCCUAUGGUUAUUCAUGAAGACAGCAACUUGUCUAUGGAAUCAGUCGAGUCAGUAGAGCAGGUGGCGCCUUCAGUCCCUCCAGCACCUUUGCCUGAAGAAUCAAACAUAGCGGAAAAUGCGGAAAAUACGCAAUCUUCAGCGAUGGCUAGUGUACUGUCUACACCAAGAUCUUCAGUUAGGGUAAUUACAGCCGAUGUUACACAUAGACAGAUCGAAGUGAAAGACCUCAUCGAGUACGAGUGGCCAUUGAAGUCUGGAGAUAAGUACUUUCUGCAGGAACAGGUCGGUGAUCUUCUGGAUAUCAAAUCUUUUUCGCGGAAGUUUCCGGAUAUGAGCCGUAGGAAAGUGGAAAAGGUUGAAAGGGACUGGUUGUGCGCCACAUAUAACAUCCACCAGAUAAUGAAUGAAACACAACUGAGAGAUCUCUGUGCUAUGCGUUCUGUUGAAAUUCGCGAUUUGAUGGCCAGCGAGUAUCCCACGAUUUAUCAGGAGUUUCAAAAAGUGACUGCUGAAAGGCUCAAAGCGGUCAUGGCUGAACAAGCCAAGGAAAUGGAGGCGAUAAAAAAUGAUGUGAAGAAGUUGGCCGAAUUGAGGGAAAAAGCUAUUAAAAGCGCCGCAGAUUUCAACAGAGAGUUGCAGACAGUGAAAAAAUAUGAACGACAACACUAUUGGGACGUCCAAACCUCGAUUAUUCAGUCAAGUGCCAACAAAUGGAAGAAGUUGCCAGCAAAAUACACAAAGCCUGAUCCGUAUCCCGUGGCUCUAAUCCAUGGGCAAUAUCAAAACUACUACAGGAAAUUUACUGCUUCGGAAUUGCGUCGUUUACCUUUGGGAAGCGUGCUUGAUGGUGAACAUCUCUUCCCAGUACACCGCGAUCCUUCACCUCCACCAAUCAAUGUAUCUGAGAAGGACAUGCAAAGGUUUGAGAAGCUUUUAGCUGCUCAGGGAACUCCUAUAGCAGCUCCUUCUUCUGGCCAGAUCAAAAUGGAAAUGACUACUCCACGUGCGGAGCCCGCUCGAAAAUCUAGUGGAUCGUCAGUGCGUAAUAACCAUCGAGUCAGUGCCAAAUCUAUCUUGACACCGCAAAAAUGCAGUUCCUGUGAUGAAGUUCAGAAGCCAGGCGAAGUUUUUAUACGAUGUGUUGCCUGUCCAAUGCAAGCACAUGCUUCCUGUCUGGAAAUGAACGACGAAAUGGUUGCUUGUGUAUUAACAUAUCCAUGGCAGUGCAUAGAAUGCAAACGAUGCUCGGUGUGCUCACUUGGAGACCAAGAGGAGUCCAUGAUUUUCUGCGAUAGAUGCGAUCGAGGCUUCCACACUCAUUGCAUUGGUCUCGCCGAAGCACCACAGGGCUCUUGGAUAUGUCAACAGUAUUGUAGCCGUCAGACUGAUGGUUUUUCGGCAACGCCCAGGAGAACCAUGUCUAGGAAAAAACCUGCGGUUGCGACAUAACUUAGCCAGCUCAUUUUUCAAUCCAUGCUGUGUCUUGUGGAAUGUGAUCGCAACAGUCUCAGAUUGGUCUCGCCAUAGUCAACCGCUUUAUCACAAUUUUUUAGACCUGGAACAUGCAUAAUAAGCUUUAUCUGAGAUGCCAUAUCGAUUGUGAAGUAUAUGCCAGUAAAAUAUGGUCUUGUUGAUGUUAUCGUGUAAAUCUGUAAAAUGAAGAUGCUGUGUAAUU
Molecule: messenger RNA, 1792 nt
Organism: Cylicocyclus nassatus
Lineage: Eukaryota; Metazoa; Nematoda; Chromadorea; Rhabditida; Strongylidae
Source: the annotation of a GenBank genome assembly